AUGGAAUUCAAGUUCAAUGUGCUAGAUGUUAUACGUAAACCAAUAUCAAUCUUUUCUUCUACUGAGCUUCCAAAGAGUCAGCAAGCUCUAGAAAAAAUUGUCGAGAUAAUCGACGAGGUUGGAAUUGCUAGUGCAAAGGCUCAAGGACUUCGAGCUCCAGUAACAAGUAUUCUCAAGCUUAAACACAACCCAAACCAACGUAUUUAUAUCAUGCGCACAGAUUUUGAUGCCAAACAUAAUACCAAAACUGGCGAUCAGGAUUCUACUGAUACAUUACAAAGCCAUCAGUCCAAGUCCAUUCAACUAAUUGAUUCACGCAAGCAAGUUGUUGUGGGGCUACUUAAAGUUGGACUAAAAAAGCUUUUUCUUGUGGACGAGUUUGGACGGCAGAUUGAAAUCAAUGCACUUUGUGUUCUCGAUUUCUAUAUCCAUGAAUCGUCUCAGAGGUUGGGCUAUGGAAAACGCUUGUUUGAAUAUAUGCUCGCGAUUGAAUUUUGUUCCGCAAGCGAGCUUUGUUACGAUCGCCCAUCAAGCAAGUUUCUGGCAUUUCUUAAAAAGCAUUAUGACUUGCACGAAUUGUUAAUGCAUUGUUUUCAUGGCACGACAGCCAUACCUCAAUCAAACUACUUUACUGUCUUCAAACAAUUUGGACUUGGAUUACUUGAGCUUGAUUCAAAGGGUCGUCCCAAACCACCUCUUAAGCUGAACCCCAUAUUGAAAAAUACCAAACAUGCGCAUCCAACACAUCCUACUCCAAUACUGAGAUCAGAGGGAUUACUGCAGAAAUUCCAGCACAUGACCAAGAAUGCACCUCCAAUAACUGUCAAGCAACUGCCAUCUGGUAAUUCGAUCAACAACCCAUACGAUAUAAUGAACAUUGGAUCACUUACAGACAAAUCCGCUGCUCAAAAUAAUUUAAACAUUACAUCAUUGUACAACACUGGAUCGACCAAAAAGUUUGAGACUCAAGAACACGCACUAUUAUAUCAAACCCAAGAGAUUCAGCCGUUUAAAAAACAAUCAAAACACGAGGACAAUCUACAUGCAAACAACCACGACAUAUUUCCUCCCAAUAGUACUUUUAAGGAGACGAACAUGCUAAACAGAUCACACCAUUCCAAGGAUAAACUAUCAAAGUUGGAGGUCUUAUCUGAUGAGCCUCACCAGCAUUAUAAUCAUAGUCAUCAUAGCCAUCACCACACGCAUGGGCAUCACACGCAUCAUACUCUGGCAAAAACCGUUGAACAUCAAACAGCUCAAGCGCAGAAUGAAUUUACAAAAAAUGAUAUACGAUAUAAAAAUAGUACACAGCACAUGGGCGAAAAUGAGAAUCAUGCAUUUUUAGAAAAUCCAUGCUCGCCCAAAUCUCAAGGUACUAAAUCAAGCUCGCGAUUCAAUCGUACACAAGUAGUGGAAAAAGUUGCUUCGCAAGCCAUGGUCCAAGAAGGCACUAGACAAGCGGGAGUCUUGUCUAGAAAUGAUAGCAAGGAUAUCCUGCAUUUGUCGGAAAUUGGCCCAUAUGAUUCCCGCGUAAAAAAGCAACAUUUGGAUAGCAUUCCUAUCGAUCCAAUUGAUGGUCCAAUUGAUUGGACAACCACACCACACGCAGGGCAAACAGUUUCUGCUACAAUGGCGUGUUUUAAAACCAGUCCAGAAAUAGGAAUUCAAGAAAAGGAACGAAAAGCUCGAAUUCGGAUGUUAAUGCAAACAGAGCGAUUGCCUCUUCUUUCUCCUUCAGCACUAGGAAAUGCAUGCGUUAUGCCCAAGCCAUAUCUCUCAGGGAUAGCAUUACUAGCUGGUGGUCUGGGAUCUUUUGAAAAGAAUUAUAUAAAUACACAACGAUCAGAAAAGCAUCGACAAAGACUUGUCAAACAAUCUCACAAUACAAAGGAUUUUUAG
This is a messenger RNA of Batrachochytrium dendrobatidis JAM81, 1899 nucleotides long. RefSeq lists its product as uncharacterized. The coding region runs from base 1 to 1899 and encodes 632 amino acids. Gene Ontology annotation, molecular function: tubulin N-acetyltransferase activity. Gene Ontology annotation, biological process: alpha-tubulin acetylation. The record is from RefSeq and is a predicted model, not a curated record. The transcript has 7 exons. Gene Ontology annotation, cellular component: microtubule. NCBI's taxonomy places the organism in Eukaryota, Fungi, Chytridiomycota, Chytridiomycetes, Rhizophydiales.